Messenger RNA from Amblyraja radiata (thorny skate), 1298 nucleotides. RefSeq names its product nuclear factor of kappa light polypeptide gene enhancer in B-cells inhibitor, delta (gene nfkbid). Bases 1 to 852 code for a protein of 283 amino acids. Gene Ontology annotation, biological process: regulation of gene expression. NCBI's taxonomy places the organism in Eukaryota, Metazoa, Chordata, Chondrichthyes, Rajiformes, Rajidae. The transcript has 8 exons. Gene Ontology annotation, molecular function: protein binding. Gene Ontology annotation, cellular component: nucleus. The record is from RefSeq and is a predicted model, not a curated record.
AUGAAUAUUGACUUCUCUGACUUCAAAAUCCUCCACAUCUAUGCAGCAAAAGGUAUGCGGGAACACGCCUACGCAGCCGCUGAGCGAAUGCACGAGCUCAGAAGACUGGACACAAAAGAACACAGGGGAAAGACACCCCUGAUGGUCGCUGUGGUCGCUAACCAGCCGCUAAUUGUCCGAGAUCUGAUUCUGCUUGGUGCUGACCUGAAUGCUGUAGAUGACAAAGGGUUAACUUUCCUCCAUCUGGCUGCUACUUAUGGCCACGUGAACGUCAUACAGAUGGUGAUGGCAACAGCAACAAUGGUGGACUUAGAGGCACGGGACUUUGAAGGGCUCACCCCUUUGCAUUGCGCAGUUAUCUCUCACAACUCCGUUUAUCGGGAACUCUUUUAUGAUCCUGACCUGAUACCACAGAGGCAAGACGAGCUGCAGAGUAAAGCUGAGCAACUGGAGGCCUGCAUACGGCUACUGAUAGAAAUGGGAGCCUUAAUAAUCAGCCAGGAGGUGAAGAGCAACAAGACAGUGGUGCACUUUGCCGUUCAGGAAGGGAACCUGCUGUUACUGGAUUACUUCCUCAAACUCAGUGGCAUCUUCUGCUCACCCGAAUUUAUCAACAUGAAGGCUCAUGGUAACACCGUUUUGCACAUGGCUGCUGGUCUUCACAAUGAGAGAAACCAGGAGAAAAUAAUUAAACUGCUAUUGUACCACGGGGCAGACCCCAGCAUCCGAAACCUGGAGAAUGAUCAACCCAUCCAUCUGGUGCAGCCGGGGGAACAGGGAGAUCAGAUAAGGCAUCUCUUGAAGAAAGGACGGGUUGGCUCGGGGUCAAACCCCCGCAAUGCCACAUCCUAGGAACAUGGUUCAUUCUGGACUCGGACCAUCCCAUCUUCUUCACUCCUGCGGAAUGAAUGUGUACCUUAUAUUAGGAAUGGUUUAACAUGUACUCAUGACUUUCACUGCUGAUGUAAUGUAUCACAUCCAACAUAGCGAGAUAACCAUCUUGCAUUUUCUUCCUCAUCCAGUAUUCGAACAGACUUGUGAUUCUUACAGUAUUUUGCCGUUUCUUUAACUCCUUUCUGAAGGAGAUCUCCACCUCCUUUACAACCAAUGAAGUGUCCCUUUUAGUUUGGUUGGCAGACAGUAGCAGAGUAUUUCAAAGGACAGAUGUGUUUACUUAUUCACUUAUCGCCCAAAUACAAGACAUCAACAAAGAUAGUAUAAUUGUACAAGUGAGCUCUUAGCUCUAGCUACUGAGAAUUCGGGUGGCACGGUGGCACAGAAGUAGAGUUGCUGCCUUA